AUGCAUCUGACGGAUGACAAAGUCACCUCUGUUGGGCUGACGCAAAACAAAACACCAGCACACACACUGAUCCGAGUCCGGAACAAUCAGCGACGUCACCGUGAGCGACGACGACAGUAUAUCACCUUCCUUGAAGAGAAGGUCGACCAUAGUGAAAAUCUUCUCGCCCAGGCAAGAGCAAGGAUUGCGGAACUAGAAAGUGAUUGCAAACACUGGAGGAAUCAGGCUGCUAAGAAACAUCCUGAUCGAGAUGUGAAUUCGGAACCGUUGGCACCAACUGAAGGACAACAUCAACAAGAGGGUAACGAGACCCUGGAAACCACCUUGUGGGUCCCAGAAAUCAGUCAGACACCCGAUCUAGCUACCACAUCCAAGUCUCAAUCCUCUCUGGUGGCAAAGAGAUCUAUGAUCGUAGAGGGCUCUUUUACCCCAUUAAUUUCACCGCAGGAACCAUUACCAGCGUUCAUAACGGCAACCUCUGUGACUCUUCUGCAUAUCCCAGAAUCUAGUCUGGUGCCGCAAUUUAGUACUGAGAUAGAGAGGGAAUCUACAUCAGCACUUUACGGCGACACAUUCGCCGACCAAUUCGAGGAUGCCUCUCAGGGCCUCUUAGGCCAGGAGUCGGACUGCAAGACAUAUCCUUCCUUCCAAGACGAAUCCACAGUGCUUUGCAGUCAUGCAUCCGUUUUAAUCGCGCAACAGAAUAUUCGAGGAAUGGAUGAAAUUGCCAUUCGAGGUUGGCUUGAGAAAGGCUUCCGGCGUGGGAAACACCAAAAUGAAGGUUGUCGGGUUGAAACAUCCUUGUUGUUCGCCUUAUUGGAUUUCAUCAGCACGUUUUAA
Molecule: messenger RNA, 840 nt
Organism: Exophiala bonariae
Lineage: Eukaryota; Fungi; Ascomycota; Eurotiomycetes; Chaetothyriales; Herpotrichiellaceae
Exons: 1
Coding region: 1-840 (279 amino acids)
Source: RefSeq, a predicted model, not a curated record